This is a messenger RNA of Exaiptasia diaphana, 1353 nucleotides long. RefSeq lists its product as uncharacterized. The transcript has 3 exons. NCBI's taxonomy places the organism in Eukaryota, Metazoa, Cnidaria, Anthozoa, Actiniaria, Aiptasiidae. The record is from RefSeq and is a predicted model, not a curated record. Bases 1 to 1353 code for a protein of 450 amino acids.
AUGACGUCACCAUACGCGUUUCUAAAAAUAGCUACCCAACCAAGACCCAACCAAGGUUUUAGUGUUGCAGUACCGCUAUUCCUCUACUACUCUUAUACGCAGUCUAAGGAYCUAUAUCAGCUUUCGAAAUGCCUUGUACCCAUUGGAUCACCAAUAUGCAGACGAUGUCGCGAACAACUUAAAGAMGAAAUUGAAUUACAAACCUCAAUCAAUGCCGAAAAUGAAUCUUGUGCUUCUGCUGCACCUGCAUUCGAAACUGUACCUGCAGCUACUCCAUUCCAAAAAGUUUGUGACAUUCGUCAAAGAAAGUAUGAUGAAAAGGUUGGGGAUAGAAAAAGUGACGGCGGCAGUGUUGAGUCUCUGACGGAGGCAAUCGACCAGCUAGCUAUCCCUGCAGAUGACCAGACGUUUAUUUUUUCUGGAAGUAAUAGCUCUACUUCAAACGAAGAUGAACAAAAGCAACAAACUCGUCUCAGAAAACAUCUAAAUGAGUUCCUUGAUGCUUGUGGUAAACCUCAGUUAAUUGGAAAGCCAAAAAAGCAGUGGCAAAACUUGAGCAUGCGCGCCAAAAAAAACCAUGUGUCAAAAGCUGGAAGUGCCAUCGUGUCGAUGCUUGAGGUCAUAGCACCGGGUGAUGCCGGGAGCCUCUGGCAGGCUGUACAGGAUUCCCGUGUAGUAGACAAGGCUCUUGGGGUAAAAUCUCCUGUCAACUACAAAUACCUGCAAGCACUGGCAGAAACUUAUUACAACGCCACAGGGUGGGACACAAGAAGACAAAUACUCGCCAUCAUGGCAGAUUUGGUCCCUUUAAAGGAAAUACAGCAACACAUACCAGGACUCACUCCUUAUCGUUUUGAAGCUGCUAGACGACACAUCCUACAACAUGGCCGUGGUGCUACUGUACCUCUAAGUAGGAAUGUGAGAGUUMAGAUAGAUGAUGUGAAGUUAGAUCACUUCCUAUCUUUCAUAACAAGCCCUCACGUUGUCCAAGACCUUCCCUUUGGACAACGGUAUCUUCAACUCUCUAACGGCCGCAUUCUUGAAACUCCAAAUGUCAUCAGGUCAAUGAUACCAUCUAGAAUAUGUGACCAAUACAGUCAAUAUUGCCAAGAAACUGGCGUGAAGCCUUUCAGUACUUCUACCAUGCGACGCAUUUUAUCUGUGUGUGCAGCCACAGUACGCAAGUCCUUACAGGGCCUUGAUUACCUAUCCGCUGAUGGUGCCAAAGCCUUUGAUGAUUUACUUGAUGUAACAGCUAAGCUGGAAAAUACUCGAGGCAGCGAUUGGCUACAGAAAUGCGAAAAGUCCUUGAAAAGUUCAAAGCAAUAUAUCAAGACUGACUACAAGGUAUAG